AUGCGGUGCCCCGUUUUUCGGGGAACGCUAGCUUAUUUGUUUCUCUUUUGGUGCCUGAGCUUAGCACUACUAGUGACCACAGGAACAACAGCGGAUGCCAAGGAAAGAAUAAAAGUAUCAGAAGACACAGGAGAAAUAAGUAAAGCUUCUGGGACUCUUUCCCAGGAGAAUGACAUUGUUGACGGGUAUCAAGAUGACGAGAUUCGACGUUUGGAAGAGGAACUUGCACGUCUGCGGAAACUGGACGAAAAACAAAAAAGUCUAGAAGAGGAGACUGAUAGACACAAGCUGUAUGAACAACAGUCAAAGGUGUUACAGACCGAAACAAAAGAAGACGAAUCUCAACGAUCUGAAGCUGAAGAAGCCGCACAACGACAGGCUGAAGCUGAAGAAGCCAAACGACGACGUGCUGAGGCGGAGGAGGCCGAACGACGACGUGCUGAGGCGGAGGAAGCCGAACGACGACAGGCUGAAGCUGAAGAAGCCGCACGACGACGUGCUGAAGCUGAAGAAGCCGAACGACGACGUGCUGAGGCGGAGGAAGCCGAACGACGACGUGCUGAAGCGGAGGAAGCCGAACGACGACGUGCUGAAGCGGAGGAAGCCGCACGACGACAGGCUGAGGCGGAGGAAGCCGCACGACGACGUGCUGAAGCUGAAGAAGCCGCACAGCGACAGGCUGAGGCGGAGGAAGCCGAACGACGACGUGCUGAGGCGGAGGAAGCCAAACGACGACGUGCUGAGGCGGAGGAAGCCGCACAACGACGUGCUGAAGCUGAAGAAGCCGAACGACGACGUGCUGAAGCUGAAGAAGCCGCACAACGACAGGCUGAAGCUGAGGAAGCCGAACGACGACGUGCUGAAACGGAGGAAGCCGAACGACGACAGGCUGAGGCGGAGGAAGCCAAACGACGACAGGCUGAAGCUGAAGAAGCCGCACAACGACAGGCUGAAGCUGAAGAAGAAACGCUUGUAUCUCUCCUUAAUCGUUUGUCUAUGCAGGUUUCCAUGUUGGAAGAAUCUCUUACUGCUGCUAAGGAUCAAGUUCCUUCUGCUUGUUUUACAAUGGGUGAAGGGACUGAUGUUUGCCAAGACCCCCUACGUGCCUUUCGUGCGGCCGCUGCGGGUCUAACCGUGGCUAUUGAUCAUUUAAGCGACUUGUCAAAAUCUAAGGAACGAAAGUAUGGGGUACAUACAGAGGGAAGAAUUAAAGAUAGUACAGAUGUCCAUGAAAUUCCUUUAGGAGAAACACCUAGAAGGGGUAAAAAAGCCUUCCAGUCGCAUUCGGUCAGUUCUAAUGAUAAUGUUGCUGCUGAACUUGAAAAUGCUGCACGGGGAGCGGGAUAUGACUUGGAACGCUUCAACGAAAAGAAGGUCCCUGUUAACUUAAGAGAUGUGUGGACAUGGGUUGGAACGGUAGUUGUUUUUCUUGUAGUUGGAGCGGCAAAAAGAUUUUGGCCCUUCUCUGAGGAGGUUGAAGGGAGAGAAGAGAAAACGAAGAAUCAUGUAAAUGGUCACGAAGAAAAUCAACAUGUGAAAGAAAACAAGGAUGCUGCUAAUGUUUACGGCGAGACCUAUCCUCCUAACGAGGCACCAGACCGAGAGCAGGGCAUUCAGAAAGAUGUUAACCCUGACAUCAAGGGUACAGUACGCAGGUUGCCAGCUAGCAACGUUGCAAAUACGGUUCGUCCCAAUGCCUCACAAACAACUCCAUUUACCGGGAUAAAACCGCAAGGUGUAGGGGCUUCGAUCACACCGCCUCAAGGAGUGGGCGCCCCUCCUCAACAAGCGCCACCAUUCUCUGUGGGUGAUGCUCGACAUGGUCCACCAACCAGCGGAGUACCUAAACAAGGUGUAGGGGCGUCGAUCACACCGCCUCAAGGAGUGGGCGCCCCUCCUCAACAACCGCCACCAUUCUCUGUGGGUGAUGCUCGACAUGGUCCACCAACCAGCGGAGUACCUAAACAAGUUGUAGGAGCGUCAAACACAUUGCAGGGUAGUUCGAUAAAUUCGGUACCCUCUUUUGAGCAAGAUGCCGAGACAAAGUCUUUCGGAGAGUCUCUGAACGAGCUCCGAAAUCCGUUUCUUCAGAGGUGGUCGUGA
Molecule: messenger RNA, 2103 nt
Organism: Trypanosoma theileri
Lineage: Eukaryota; Euglenozoa; Kinetoplastea; Trypanosomatida; Trypanosomatidae
Exons: 1
Coding region: 1-2103 (700 amino acids)
Source: RefSeq, a predicted model, not a curated record